Messenger RNA from Canis lupus familiaris (dog), 640 nucleotides. It is a transcript of the gene DNAJC19, whose product is annotated as DnaJ heat shock protein family (Hsp40) member C19. Bases 177 to 527 code for a protein of 116 amino acids. Gene Ontology annotation, cellular component: PAM complex, Tim23 associated import motor. The transcript is spliced from 6 exons. NCBI's taxonomy places the organism in Eukaryota, Metazoa, Chordata, Mammalia, Carnivora, Canidae. Gene Ontology annotation, molecular function: ATPase activator activity. The record is from RefSeq and is a predicted model, not a curated record. Gene Ontology annotation, biological process: protein import into mitochondrial matrix.
UCCGGCCCGUUGGCCGCCCGGCUGCCGUGUUUCCUGACGCGCCGCUGGCGGGGCGGUUUGCGUCCGCCGCCGGCGGGGGCCGCUUGGCCGUCGGGUAGAAGCGUGCGAGCUGGCUGCGGCCUUUGGGCUGGGAUGAGCCGCGCUCUCGGUGGAGGCCGCGGAGCCGAGCCGGAGCCAUGGCCAGUACCGUGGUAGCUGUUGGACUGACCAUUGCUGCUGCGGGAUUUGCAGGCCGUUAUGUUUUGCAAGCCAUGAAACAUGUGGAACCUCAAGUAAAACAAGUUUUUCAGAGUCUACCAAAAUCUGCCUUCAGUGGUGGCUAUUAUAGAGGUGGAUUUGAACCCAAAAUGACAAAAAGAGAAGCAGCACUAAUACUAGGCGUAAGCCCUACUGCCAAUAAAGGAAAAAUAAGAGAUGCUCAUCGACGAAUUAUGCUUUUAAAUCACCCAGACAAGGGAGGAUCUCCUUAUAUAGCAGCCAAAAUCAAUGAAGCUAAAGAUUUACUAGAAGGUCAAGCUAAAAAAUGAAGUAAAUGUGUGAUGAAUUUUAAGUUCUUGUUAGUUCAUGUGUAUGAGUGCUAGCUUUUUAUAAUAAAAUGCCUCAAAGCUACAAUCUUAAAAAUGAUUUAACACAAUCUAAA